This is a messenger RNA of Histoplasma capsulatum G186AR, 420 nucleotides long. RefSeq lists its product as uncharacterized. Lineage: Eukaryota; Fungi; Ascomycota; Eurotiomycetes; Onygenales; Ajellomycetaceae. The transcript has 5 exons. Bases 1 to 420 code for a protein of 139 amino acids. The record is from RefSeq and is a predicted model, not a curated record.
AUGCAAAAUCCCGAUCCCACAACACUGGAGCCCCUGUGGCGAAAUAACACGACGACGAGCGGGACGGGGUUCCGCACAGGAGAUCUGGUGAUGUGUUUAGCACACGUUGCGGUGCAAAUGCGUUGGAUUGGACGAUUUCGGGCAAGGAGUCCGUAUAUGGGGGUCAGCUUGGAAUCAGAUGACAGACUGGUUGAAAAAUAUCUGAACGAAACAUUCAUCGAGGCCGGAGGCGGCCGAUCGCAAAACAUCAGGGAGAUACAAAAACGAAGGGCAACGUGCCACAGCAUACAAAACAUGCACCUGGAAGCCUUCAGCUCCACAUGGCGUGAUUGGAACCAUGCCAUAUGCGCAUACAAGCCUCGGAACCAGUACAAGAGAUACAAACAUAGCCUACAUUACAUAGGGUACCCUGAAGCCUAG